This is a messenger RNA of Hypoxylon fragiforme, 3622 nucleotides long. RefSeq lists its product as uncharacterized. NCBI's taxonomy places the organism in Eukaryota, Fungi, Ascomycota, Sordariomycetes, Xylariales, Hypoxylaceae. The coding region runs from base 232 to 2988 and encodes 918 amino acids. The record is from RefSeq and is a predicted model, not a curated record. The transcript has 14 exons.
AAAGAGUGCCGCUCAUCCUUUCUGAAUAACCCCUGUGUUUCACGGUGAUCGAUGAGGCUGUGAAUGCUCAGUUGACCGCAGCGGUUCGCAUUAAUAUUAUUGCCUACGAGGCAUUCUCUAUAAGCUAUAAACCUUACCGACUCAUUCCGUGGAACUAUCUCCGUCAGAAAGAUUAUAAUCUAUCAAAAUAAUUACACUGAUUUAUAUUCGGGUGCAUCAACCUACUUAACAAUGGCGGGUGAUGCAGCAACGUCGGCUGAGCCUGACUCCGACAGCAGUUGGUCGACUUCAUCUACCUUAUCUGGUGGUAUACGAACUCCAUCGUGUAGUAGUCUUUCCUUUUCCGUGCCAGCCACACCCCAGGCAACAAGCGAGCGACGUGCAAUAUCAGCCAAUGCCAUAAGCUCUUUUUUCAACUCGACUACUGCCACCCCAUCCGGGGGUGCACGCUUGUCCAACGUAUCCUCACCAUCUGAGAGUCAGUCGGGUGGCCAGCAGCACGAGCCAUUCACCAUGACAGCUGCUGGCCCAUCCAACGCUGAAGACAUCCGACCCUCAAUUGAGCGUCGCUCCGAAAGUAUAUUCUCGGAGGCUGUGAGGAAUCUCACUUCACGCACCGUCCCGCCUUCACUCUCCUUCACGCCUCCUCCCAACGAUAACCCCACUAAAAGCCAGGAGAGAGCCAAGAGUACCGGUCCGGCAAGUCCUAGUAGUGAUGAUAACAUGAGUACCUUAGGCGACCGUAUGCAGGAACUACAGCUAUUCACUCCAGAGCCAAGCCUGAACUUAACCUCGCUGCGCCAUGCUAUACGGGACAUUUCGAUAGACAACGGCGGCGUGAGCAGUCGUUCAACUCCAGCCGUAGAACUAACCCCCCCACGGACGUCAGAGUCUACGGCGCUGGGGCGGAGACGGCGCAGUUCCCGCAGUAACAUAGAGACUUACACGGUUGAGAGCGAGGAGCCUCCAAACGAUAGGUUCUACGAGUCGGCCUUCCAGAACGCAUUAUCUACAACAAGGGCGUAUAUGUCCUUGUUAGCCAAGACGCUUGGCAGCAGCAGCUUACAUCAUGGCGUAGACUCGACCAUGCGACAGCUCUUUGAGCAGGCAGAGCGGUUGUCUCAGUUCCAGUGCCCCUCAAGCCGUACUGUGGGGUUUGUGGGAGAUUCGGGUGUCGGCAAAAGUAGUCUCCUCAACUCACUAUUAGAUCGUCGCGAUCUAGCUCGGGCUAGUAACAAGGGGGCAGCGUGCACAUGCGUUGCGACCGAGUACCACUACCACGACAGCCCCAACUACGUCACCGAAGUCGAGCUCUUCACCAUGGACGAGCUCUUCGACCAGAUAACCGAGCACGUACGCUCAUACCGCCACUUCCACCUGCACCAAGACCCCAGCGACCGCCAGGAAACGGAGGAUUUCGAAGAGAAGGCCAACCUCGCCCGAGACUCGUUUCGCGCCAUGUUUCGCCGGCACCGAGUGGAUGCCAGUGUUCUUCUUACUCCGCCGGAGCCCAGAGUCCUGAGCACGUUGAAAGCUUGGGCGAGAGAAGCUGCGCCGUUGAGUAUGAACCGGCGCGAGGUUUGGUCUACCCCUGCGGAAUGCUCUGCUGCGUUGACGCGGCUCACUUCCGACGAUGAUUCUGAGGGCACUUCGGCUGAUCAGGCACCCAUCUGGCCUUAUAUUAAGAAGAUCAAGGUACAUCUAAACGCCCACAUCCUCAGCAAGGGCCUCAUCUUAGUCGAUCUUCCCGGUCUUCGGGAUUUGAACUCUGCUCGGCGCCAUAUAACUGAACGAUACCUCCUUAGAUGUGAUGAGAUAUUCGCCGUCUGUAACGAAGGACGAGCAACUACUGACGAGGGCGUGAAGAAAAUAUUCGAAUUAGCCAUGAACGCAAGGCUAACCAACGUCGGUAUCAUCUGUACCAAGUCAGAUGACGUAAAACCCGACGAAGCCAAGAAAGACUGGAAAGGCCAAAAGGCAGUCACGAUCCAAAAGAUGAUGGACGCUGUCGCCACAGCCGCGCGAGAAGUUGACAACAUCAGGCAGGAGUUAUGCGAGUUGGAUGAGAUUGAGGAGGACGGCGAGAUUGAAUUGACCGAGGAGGAAAAGGAUGAACAAGUGCGACUGAACCGUAGGCUGAGGAAGGCUGAGGACUGCUUGGAUGACUGGUCGUUCCAGCUAAAACGCUACAUAAUGAACCUCCGCAACGACGACGUCUCGCGGCGCCUCCACUCCCAAUACCACGACAAGCUCCCCCCUCCCCACGGGAACCUCAGCGUCUUCUGCGUCAGCAACCCGCUAUACUGGGCGUACCGCCACACCGCCCUAUCCAAAGCGCUGCCCCGCAUCCAGCUGAGCGGGAUCGCGCAGGUGCGCGCGCACUGCAUGGGCAUCGUGUCGGAGAGCCAGUACCGCGCGGCGACGGACUACAUGCGCGGCGACAUCCCCGCGCUGCUCGGCGAGGUCGCGCUCUGGGUGCAGUCGGGGUCCGGGUCGACGAGCGCGGAGCGGAAGCGGGCGAUGCGGGAGGCGGUCGACGCGCUGGAGAGGAGGCUGAGGCGUGAACUAACCGGAAACGCUGCCGAGGUCAACGAGGUCGAAGCUUUGUUCAAGCGGGAGUUCCGCGAUAGGAUAUAUCAGAGGCAUCAGCAUCGCAUCGUGGCCUGGAGCACAGCUGCUGCAGAUGCUUGUCAUGAGUGGCAUGGUUGGGCUCACCAGACAUACUCCGCGUUUUGCCGCAAGUACGGCACAUAUUGCACGAAAGCAGCCGGGUACCACAACUGGAACGAAGAGAUAGUGCAAACCAUGAGCGCAGACCUGCGCGUUCCGUGGCGAAUCUUCCGAGUGUAUCUUAAACGCGAGAAUGAGAAGUUGACGGAUCACAUCACCGACGUGAUGAAUGAUUGCUUGGAGUUUUUAGGUAUGCGUAUAGGGCGCAAGAAAAAAAAAAGGGGGGGGGGGGAAUAUGUCAAAGAGCUCGUCGACUAACAGCAUCGCAGACGAAGAGUUACCAGAACUACCAGACUCCUCCUCCGACUGGGCCACGACGCUCAACGAAACCCUGUCGUCUCGCAAGCGCCUCCUAGUCGUGGAUAUCGAGGCGCUCUACGAAGCAUUUAAGAAAGACCUCGACACGCUCGGAACAGACGCUCUCUCCAACAUACGUACCUCUUUCAUCGGGAAGGCGAUGGAGGACGCGUACCGAGCCAGUAUCUACGAAUCUGGUAAGUUUUUUUCUCUUUUUAUAUAGAAAAGAAAAGCCCCAUACCAACCCCCUCCCCAUAGGCACCGGCAGCGACGCCCGGCGCAAAGCGCACAUCGGGCGCGCCGUGCGUCGGGAAACCCUCUUCCCGGACCUCCUCAAAGAAUUCCGCAAAGAUUUCAACACCCUCGCGACAAAACUACAACGAAACAUCCAGAGGGUCGUGCAAGCGCACCUGCAGCACAUCCGGGCGACGCUGGACUUGGUGCGGAACGAGAACGUGGCGUUGGAGAGCGAGAGCGACCCGGAGUUCCGGGCGCGGGUGGCAAAGGGGGUGGCGGCGGUGAGGAGGGCGAUGGAGAGUAUUUGGGAGGAUCUUGAUGUUGCCGAAGAAGAAGAAGAAGAAGAAGAAGAAGAAGA